AUGGUGGCCGAGUUCACAGAAACGCAUGAUUUGGUCCGGGUCUCCGGCCGUGGAGCGUUGGUCAAUUUUGAAGUUGACGACCACGCGCCGCUCAAUGACGCCUGCCGCGCACUCCGCGAGCACCUGGGCCGGAACCGUCACCUUUAUGCCAGCGGUGAAGUUAUCGCCAAUAUCGGUGCCCGCCUCCUCAGCGAAUCCGAUCAGGAUCGUAUCCGGAAAGUCAUCGAGUCCGAAUCGGGACUGCACGUUAAACAAUUCUGGUGCCGGCCUGAAAUCCUGGAGCGGGAGAGCCUGCGCAUCGCCCGGUUGAUGGAAGAGCAGGCAGUUGUCGUGGGCCUGCCUUUGCCCGGCGAGGAACCCGCCGUGCCACUGGCCGACGAAACCGAGGAGGACGAUACGGUUGACGAUGGUCCCUCUCCUUCGGUCGCUCCAGAAACGUGCCAACCUGAACCUGCUCGCACCGCCCUCGAAGAACCCUAUCGAGUUCCUGUCGAUAUCGAACGCGGAAAUCUGCGCGCUGGUGAAACCCGAAUUUUCCCGGGCCACGCCGUCAUUUUGGGCAACGUGAACCCGGGGGCGCAGGUGAUCGCUGACGGCGACGUCAUGGUGUUUGGCGGAUUGCGCGGUAUGGUCCACGCCGGCGCCAGCGGCGACAACACUGCCACCAUCCUCGCCAUGUCUAUCGCCUAUCCCGUGCUCCGUAUCGCGGAUUAUUCGUGGCACCGCGACGGUCCUGCCAACGCGUUCGGACGCCAGAGCAAUGAUGGGAACGGCCCUACAUUGGCCCAGGGUGUCAAACGGCGCCAUCCAGGUAGCCCCUUACUUGAAACCCAACUCCAUCAACCAGGGAGGCAAUCCCAAUGA
Messenger RNA from Geodia barretti, 864 nucleotides. NCBI's taxonomy places the organism in Eukaryota, Metazoa, Porifera, Demospongiae, Tetractinellida, Geodiidae. The record is from the annotation of a GenBank genome assembly.